GACAAACCUUAGAACUAGAACAAACCAAAGAAGUUUGCCAUGAAAUUAAUACUCCUGAUGCUAAACCAAUUAAACAACAAGCUUACAAAGCAUUACCAAACAAUUUAGAGUUCUUGGAAAAAGAAAUUAAAGAAAUAGAAAAACAUGGAAUUAUUCAAGAAUCAAAUAGCCCAUAG
Molecule: messenger RNA, 176 nt
Organism: Racocetra persica
Lineage: Eukaryota; Fungi; Glomeromycota; Glomeromycetes; Diversisporales; Gigasporaceae
Source: the annotation of a GenBank genome assembly